Molecule: messenger RNA, 5714 nt
Organism: Thunnus maccoyii (southern bluefin tuna)
Lineage: Eukaryota; Metazoa; Chordata; Actinopteri; Scombriformes; Scombridae
Product: interleukin-1 receptor accessory protein-like
Exons: 13
Coding region: 1250-3088 (612 amino acids)
Biological process (GO): signal transduction
Source: RefSeq, a predicted model, not a curated record
UAAACAAAAGCAAUGCAUGAUUAAACAAACACAAACAAAAACAAACAGUCACCUCGGACACUGACGACCGGUAGAGAACCUGACACCAAAGGAGAAGCUGCAGUUUAGACAUCCUUAAAGUUUAACCUCAAACGUAAAAAAGAAGAAGUUCCCCACAAUGUGUUGUAAGUGACAUUGAAAGAAAUGUCACUGUUUUGUGCAAAGUCAUAUAACAUCAGCACGUAGCUGGUGGAUGUCCUGGUGGAAGACCAUAUAUGGGUGAAGAUGUGUUGAUAUAAAAAGAAAAGCAAAGAGAGACGGACAGACUCUCUUUGAGCUUCCUUCCUUUUUGGGUCGUCACUUUUUCCAGUUUGUCUUUUUGCAUCUUUAACUUUUAUAUUUUACUUUUUGCAUUUUGCAAUACUCAGUUUUGAAAACCGGUUUGUAUUUUUAUACACGCUCAUCUCUGAGGUCUUCUAGUAUCUCCAGACUAUUGGGAGGCCUCGUGCUGUUGGGAAAUCACACUGAUCGAUGUCGCAACGGAGUCAGUGAGGAGGAGGACGAGGAGGAGGAGGAGCGUCAACCGGAAUACGCUCAACUUACUUCCUACAUACACACACACAUACACACACACACACACACACACACACACACAAACAAACACGUACACACAAACAAACACACAUACACACACACACACACACAUACACACACACACACUAACACACACUAACACGUUUUAUCUUAUAUUUUCAUCGCUUUUUGCGCAUUUGACGCAGUUUUAAACCGUGACGCGUCUCUGCGUCUUCCUCAGUGUCUGAACUUCAGUCCAGCUGUCAGCAGCUGUCUGACCGUCUCUUCUUCGUCUCUGUUUUGGUUUCCUGUAGCGUAUAAAUGCACCAAUUCGAUCAAUUAAUUAGUUGAUUAGCACGUGACGUCAAUCAGGUCUCGUUAGUUACUCCGCGGGCUCCUCGCGCAGCCCCCCCGGUGCGCCGCCGUAACUCCCGGAGAUUAACAGCCGCGGUCGAGCCCUGACACGGGGCCGUUAAUCACCAGAGACCCGCUGCUGCUGCGGUGGUAACUGGAGGGUGGGUGAGUGUGUGUGUGUGUGUCUGUGCUGACUCACACACACACACACACACACACACACACACACACACACACAGUAAAAACAAACACGGCUCCACCCCCGCCCGUCCUGCUCCACCGAGAGGGACUCGCAUCCAGACCGGACAGACACCGAGCAGCAGAGCGUCCCGACCGGCUGUCAAUGGCGUCCUUCAUCUCCACCUUCUUCCUCCUUGUCGUGGUCGCCACGGCAACGCCGGCUGUCAGUCAGUCCAGUGACCCGUCAGAGCCCAUGUGUUAUGACUGGGGGGAGUCCAGUGAGGGGGCGGUCUCCAUCCUGGAUGGGGAGGCCGGAUGGCUCUCCUGUCCUCUGUUCUCUCAUCCCUCCGUCUACAACUACUCCUCCACCCAGAGCGCCGGACACAACCUCUUCUGGUACCGCCUCCCCGACGGCCAUGACCUGGAGCAGCCAAUCACAUCCAGCUCGCGGAUCAGCAAAGACAGAGACAGACUGUGGCUGCAGCCGGCCACCGCCGCCGACACCGGACAGUACAUCUGUAUGCUACGUAACAAGUCAUCCUGCAGUAAGAUCGCCAUGCGUCUGAAGGUGCUUCGGCCUGACGAGGUGUUGCAGGGCGCCAACUGUGACACACCUGUUGCCGCAGUGGCAGCCAGUCAGAUGAACAUCCCGCUGCAGGAAGGGGGGAUACUUGACUGUCCAGACCUGCAGGAAGCCGCCAAGAUGCCCGAAAGCAAGCCAAACGUCACCUGGUACCAUUUGACAGAAAAGCACUGUAAUAAGGCGCCGUUCUGGGGCAGCGAUCGGCAGCAGAAAGGAUUCAGGCUGCACGUUCAUGUCAUGUACGUUCACUACCAGGGUUUAUACUUCUGCACAGUCCGCUACCAGCGAAGAGGCCAAACACUCAACUUCACCAGGAGCAUCAACGUCACCGCCGUCCAGCCAUCAUCUCUACCCAAACAGCCGAGCAUCCUCAACCCGACUACAGACCAGAUCUACACUGUCAAACAGAACAUGGAGGCGCGUCUGGUGUGCCGAGGGAUGUUCCCCCACCUGGUCUCACCGUGGGACAUCUGGUGGACGGUCAAUGGGAAGACGGUGGAUCAACUGGGUGACAGUCGAUUCUCCAAUACCAGCAGGCAUGUGAGUUAUGACUAUGGGGACCGGAUUGAGGUGAGCGAGCUGGUGAUCAAGGACUUCCAGUCUGAAGAUUUGAACAGAGAGUACAAUUGCUCCGUGAGGAACGCCAGAGGCUUCGACACUCGUGCAGCUAAGCUGCAGGAGGAGGUGUCGCUGCCGUCGGUGGAGCUGGGUUGUGGUCUCGGUGUGACUCUGCUCCUCAUGCUGCUUCUCUUCGUGGUUUAUCACGUCUUCUGGUUGGAGCUGCUGCUGCUCUAUCGCUCCUGGUUCGGCACUGACGAGCGACACACAGAUGAUAAGGAGUAUGAUGUGUACAUCUCGUAUGCGAGGAACGGUGAGGAGGAACAGUUUGUUCUGACGACGCUCCGCAGAGUUCUGGAGAACGAGCUCGGAUACUCAGUGUGUAUCUUUGACAGAGACAGUCUGCCGGGAGGGACCAUCACAGACGAGACUCUGAGUUUCGUGGCUCGUAGCCGGCGCCUCCUGGUGGUCGUUAGCCCAGGCUACGCCUCCCAGGGCUCCCAGGCCCUGCUGGAGCUGAAGGCCGGUAUUGACGGCAUGGCGCUGGGCGGACACCUGCGGGUGAUCCUUGUCCAGUACAAGCCAAUCCGGUGGCAGGGCUGGGUCAGGGAGCUGAGGAGGACCCGGGUGGCCCUGGCGCUGGUCCGAUGGAAGGGAGAAAAGUCCAGGGAGCUGACGUCCCGCUUCUGGAAGAGGCUGAGGGUGGAGUUACCUGUGAGGACGGUUAGCAGCGGGGAGGAGGACAACAGUAAGGAAGUGGCCUUGAUGAGGCUGCACAGUCAGAACAGCACCAACUCCCAGACAGGCCUCAUCACCAACAUGGUCAAAGAGCCGCAUAAAGUCUUCAGCUCUGCAGCGUAGAUGUGACGUAGGUCUGCAACAGUCACAUGAUCUGAACUUUGAUGCGUCAACAAAACCAGCACAGACAUGUUAGAGACAUGAUAAACAGUAUUACGUCAUUAUGACUGAGACCUGGAGGUGCAACAGUCAACAGAUCUGUGGGACAGCUUGAACAGGAAGUCGCAUUUUCAUCUUUAUUCUUCAAGAUGUUUUCGUGCUCUAAAUGAGAGUUCUGGCUCUGCAGUUCUUCUCCGUUCAAUUUGUACCUCAGGCUCAGUAGAAUAUCACACAUUUAAAACCAGUUUCAGUACAGGCCUUGAGAUCCAGUUACACUUUUUAGUGCCUUAUGAAUUUUCAACAUUUCUUCAAAACUCAAAACUUUUCUUUUCAUUUAACAAAUUUAGCUAAACUUCUUGAAUACAUCAGUAUGUAAUAAUACGUUCUGGUGAGACAAACAGUCAUCAUCAAGAUGUAAACUGGGUAAUUACAGCUGCAACUAACAAUUUUCACUAUCGAUUAAUUUGCCAAUUCUUAUUCUCUCUCGUCAAUUAAAUGUUAAAAAUAGUAAAAGACAUGUCAUUCACAGUUUCUCAGGGCUCAUGAUUAUGUUUUCACUAUGGCUGUUUCAGUAUUCAAUUUUCUGUCAUAUAUGACAAAGAAAAACAGCAAAUCGUCACAUUUGACAAUCAGGAACCAAAGAACGUUUGGCAUUUUUGCUUGAAAAAUGACAAAAAGAAAAGAUUAAUCAGUUUUCAAAAAGUUACCACUUAAUUUUCGAUUAAUCAACCAAUUGUUGCAGCUCUAUUUGCAGUAACUAAUCAACUGUCAUGAGCAAAUUAUAUUUGGGUGGUUCAAAGCCAUUUCAGUUCAAUCUUUGUUGCUAAUUAUUUAGCACUUGCUAGCAAAAGAGCUAAAUUAGCUAACUCCUACUGCCCCCUACAGGCCGCAGUAUUCAUUGCAGCCACAGCAACAUCCUGAUGAUUUAACUAUCAUUAGUCUUACCAGUUGAAGAGCUAAAAUGAGGAGAGCAAGAAUGUGAUCAGAAAGUAUCGUACAGCGGGUGCUGAGAAACCAAAGAGUUGGUGGAUAUUUCUGUCCUGAAGUCAUCCUGGAGAGGAAGAGUUAUUUAAAAAGAAUACAGAAGAGAGACAAAACACUCAGUCAACAGCAUCCAAAGAGCAACAGAACAAGUAAAACAGUAAAAAAAAAUGCGCAAUACUUCUCAGAUUAAUACCUUUUUGUUUCCUGGCUUCAGUAUUAGUUCUCUCAUUAUCAUACCUCACUUUUCAUCUCACACUAUCUGUUCAUUAUCACUGUAUAUUGUAUGAUGCCAGAGUGUCUUUCCAGAUCACAGAUCAUCAUAUGGAUGCAGUAUUUUACAUGAAAUGAACCACUACUGCAUGUGUGCAUUUUGAGGCCUGGAAUUUUGUUUUACAUCUUACUGCUUGUGCAAAAAGGGCAGAAGCAAUCAAUCACAGCAGCUGAUACGAUGAGACACCCGUCAAUCAAGGCAAAAUAUAUCAAAAAUGUGCCAGGAGACACAAUAGAAAAAGUGAUAUAAACUGCACUUGUUGCAAUAAAACAAGCAUUUUAGGACAUUUCAGACUGCGCUUGACAGCCUCCAUGUCAACCUGUGCUUUGAGCUUAAUGCUAACAUUAGCAUGUGCAUAUUUAAUGUUUAGCGUUCUAGCAUUAGCAUGUUAGCACACAGUGUUUGGACAGCUGAGGCUGAAAGGAGUCAUUAGUUUUACAGGUAUCCUAUGAUUAACUUAAGUUUUUGGAAAAAUUGUACAUUUGAUCUCAUGGUGGUGCUAGAGGAAAAAUCAGAAGAUCACUAAAGUCAGCAGGCGUAAUCCUCUGAGCCCCAUGAAUAUCUGUACAAAGUUUCAUUACAAUCUUCUCAGUAGUUGUUGAGAUAUUUCAAUAUGGACCAAAGUGGUGGACUGAACAACAUUUCCAUCCCUAAAGCUGCACCACUAGAGUGGCUAACAUGUAUUGACUUCUUAUUUGUAAUGAAGUGAAAUAUUUUAAAAAUGAAAGAAAAUCAGGAAAAACAGUACAAAAUUGAAGUAAAAUUCUAGUUUCCUGGGGUGAAAACUGUAUUUGUAUCUCUAGCAAUAAGUCGGGGGGUUUUGCAUUUUGAUACACUUAAACACUGCUGUGGUAAAAACACUGAAAUAGAGUUGAGUGUCAUCUGCGUAGAAAUAGAUGCACAAGAUCACAUGCAAUAGAUUCGUUUUAUAGCAACACAGCUAUAAAAUGUUAUAGGAAACACAGACAGGAGGGAUCCAUGUACUGCAAUGUUUUAAAUAUUAGUCACAGAAAAUGUAUAAACAAAGUAAAUCCUACCUAACCUUUACCUUCAAAUGUUACUAUUACUGUGCACUUUCUGUGUUUUGUUGAUGUUUUUGUCGCUAUUUUUAUUUUUCUACAUUCACUAUAUCAACAGUAAAUCUACUAUAGUUACUUUCUUUUAAGAAUGUACCGUGCUAUUCAUUUUUAACACUUUAAAAAACAGAAUUGUUAUGGGAGAAUGCACAUCAAUCCUGCACUUUGUCAUGCUCUAAAUUUCCUAUUUUAGCAGUCUACAAUAUUUCUUUUUUUUUUUAAUAAAUGAAUUUUUCAUCUGGUAUUAUGUUGCCAUCAU